This is a messenger RNA of Frieseomelitta varia, 3295 nucleotides long. RefSeq names its product WD repeat-containing protein on Y chromosome (gene WDY). The record is from RefSeq and is a predicted model, not a curated record. NCBI's taxonomy places the organism in Eukaryota, Metazoa, Arthropoda, Insecta, Hymenoptera, Apidae. The transcript has 17 exons. Gene Ontology annotation, molecular function: calcium ion binding; protein binding. Bases 391 to 3264 code for a protein of 957 amino acids.
AAAUGAAAAAUACUUUAAAAAUAACAAAGUACUAUCUUAUACAUUUAGUUUGUUUUGUACAUGUCAAAAAUUGACAAAGGAAAUUUAUUUUUAUAUGAUUUUUAUUUAUACUGUACAUAUCUUGUAAUUGAUAUUAUAAUUCAUAUUGUAAUUUAAAUAAUUAUGAAAAUGGAAUAUUUUCGUAACAAUGAUAACAAGUUAGUGUAUAUUCAAAAUAUUUUACAAAAUUAAUUUCUUGUUGUAUUAUAUUAUGUACGUGUUCAUUCUUUCUCAUUCAGCAUCCAACAAGCUUUUGAUGAGUUUUUUAAAACAAAAAGUAUACAGGAACAAUGCACAGAAGAAUCCUUCAAGCAACUGCAUGAAGCAUUUUUGAUUUUACCAAAUGAAGAGAUGGAUAUAACCCAAUUAUACGAUGCAUUUGAAAAUAUAUUGCACAUACGAAUGCCGUAUGAUGAAUUUAAAAUUUUAUUUACAAAAAUGAAUUUAAAGAGAGACGGAAAUAUUACAUGGAAUGAAUUUAUUUCGUAUUUAUUAGUAGAAUUUCAAAAGAAAGAUACUACAUUACAAUGGCAAAUAUUGAGACUUCCAAUAAUUGAUACUCCUCAACUUUUGAAAUCAAAUCAUCGUACAGCUAUACACAAGAUCAUAUUUUGCCCUGAAAUUUUACCUGAUAGAACUGCGAGUUUUCACAGAGGAUUUUAUUUAACUAUAACUAAAGAAGGUAUCAUAAAUUACUGGACUUUGGAUUUAAAAUACGAACGUAGUGCACAAUCUGUAAAUCCAUAUUUAAAAGUACAACAGACUUUAAUAACCGAUAUGAUAGUAUUGCCCGAUAUACAAGUAGUAUGCACAAGUUCUACUGAAUGUGAUCUAAGAUUUUAUGAUACAGCAGCAAAGAAAUUUGAUCUUCGAAUAAUGAUAUCUGGCUUGGACAAUGCAGUCAUUUGUAUGGAUUAUUAUUUUAGUAAAAAUAUUAAAGAAGACUCGUAUAUUGUGCUUGGAGAUAUGAAUGGAUCCGUCAAAGUCAUGUCUUUUAGUCCAAUACAAAGAGGACCAUUUAAACAAGAACCUCAACGUGAUACUUUAUUUAUUCGUUAUGAAUCUGUCUUGAAGGGUGAACUAAAAGGUUUAAAGAUUCUAGAAUUUAAGAAUGUACAUACAGACUGGGUGAUACAAGUAGCUUAUUACGGAAGUUUAAGAGCUUUUAUGUCCAGCAGUAAAUGCAGUAGUUGUUCCUUAUUAUUCAGUGAUCUCACAGGAGCUAGGAUUCAAUACAAAUUUAAAGUUAACAUGGGUAUAUCCUGUUUCACAUUUUGUGAAGAGGGUCAAUUAUUAAUAACUGGUGGACCAGAUUGUGUAGUUCGAGUUUGGAACCCUUUCGUGACCAGAAGACCAAAUAGUACUUUUCAAGGACAUCGCGCGCCUAUUUGCGCUUUAAUUGUACAAGAUGCUGGUAAACGCGUGUACUCUCUUUCAAAAGAUAGAUGUAUCAAAGUGUGGGAUGUAUUAGUUCAAUCUUGUGUUCAGACGUACAAUGGCCUUCCUAGUGAAUUAGGUGAAUAUAUAUCAAUGUCUGUAGUAUAUAAUACAUUGAAUCGCAAAAUGAUUAUUGCCAGUUCAAUGAUUGCUGUGAUCGUUUGCGAUCCUGAAGUCAACAAAGAAAUAUCUGACGGUUUUACCCAUACAAAACCUAUCAGCUGUGUUUUGUAUAAUCAUCUCUACAAAGUGGUAGUUACAAUCGGAUUAGAUUCUUGUAUAAUAGUUUGGGAUCCAUGGCUUGGAAAUCGUUUGUUCUUAGUAACACAUGCGCACAGUAGAUUCUUAUAUGGUCAGUUUCAUGACAUUGAAAUCACUGCUGCUUGUUUCGAUGAAUCUGAACAAUUAUUAGUAUCAGGCGCUCGUGAUGGAACAUUAAAAAUAUGGAAUUUUAAUACUGGUACUUGUUUACGAAACAUGACACUUGAAACUCAAUGCGAAAUAACCAGUUUAGUUUGGCUGGAAAAUCGAAUUUUAUGUAGUAGUUGGAAUCGUCAAGUCGUAGAAUUUGCAACUUCUGACGCAUAUGUAUUUAGAAAAGAUUGGGGGAUAAUCCAUACUGAUGAUAUUCUUUGUUCAGCCAUGUGGUAUUCUCAGGUAUUGGCUACAGCAACUUUUAAUGGAGAAAUAAUACUUUGGAGACUAGAAACAGGUCAACCAUACCGAAAAUAUAAAGUUAAUGAACCAAUGUCAAGAUUUAGGAUAAGAUACCAUAAGGAUGAAAAAACGUAUGAAAUAAAAAAACCUAAAGAAAUUACAACAGUCACUUCCAAACAGAGUCAACAUGUGAUGGUUUCUAAACAUCAAGAAUCUGCAUUGAAUAUUACACGAAUUGUUGCUGUUCGAGCUAUGAUAUUUUUAAAUGCCCGACCGGUUGGGCCUGAUGUUGGAACAUUGUUAGUGUCUCUUGAUUCAGGAUAUAUACAAGUAUGGACUCAUCAUCCUGCUGGUGGAUUUCUACAAGCUUUCUCAGUUAUUCAUUCUAUACACGAUUGUGCAUUAGCAUUAGCAACUGAUCCCAAAAAUCACUUUCUCGUAACGGGCCAUAAUGCUGGAUAUAUUAAAGUUUGGUAUUUAGCAAAUUAUCUGUUGCCAAAUCCUCCCAAGAUAUCUAUGCCUCUUUUACGGUUGGAAUUUCCAUUUCUAUGGAAAAAGAAAAUUAUUGGCAGAGCAAAAAGAGCAGUAAGAGAUCAACCUUUACCGCUUUUACUUUCAUCUAUACAUGGGCAUUUAAAAUCAAUUACAUCCGUUCAAAUAAUUCCAGAUACGCAUAUUAUUAUUAGUGGUAGUACAGAUCAUUCUGUACGGUUGUGGACUUUUGGCGGUCGUUAUAUCUCAACCUUUGGAACUUUUAAGCCUUGGUCAACAAUUUUACCAACAAUCCCAACAUAUCAGUAUUUUAAAGAUUAUAGAUAUCCACCGGAUAUUAAAAGAGUCGCUAGUUCUACUACACUGAAAAUUUUCGAAGGAGAUAUCAGGCAAGAACCAGACCUUAAACGUGAGGAAUUAAAAGAGAUUUUGAAACCUGAGCGUAUUAUGAUUAAUGGGCAAAGGAUUACUAUUACUGUGAUGGAUAAAUCAGUCUUAAUAAUCUUUGCAGAUCAGCCAAUUUUAGAUACAUCUUUACCACAUAUACCUAUAUACACGCACUUAAAAUUAAGACCUUUAGAAAUCAUUCGAACACCAAAAUUACCAACACUUUUACAAGAACAAAAAGAGUUGAUGUAAGUUUCAUCAAUUAUUAUUAAUUACUGCUAAU